Molecule: messenger RNA, 612 nt
Organism: Enterobius vermicularis (human pinworm)
Lineage: Eukaryota; Metazoa; Nematoda; Chromadorea; Rhabditida; Oxyuridae
Source: the annotation of a GenBank genome assembly
AUGAAUCCAGAGAAACGAAAAAGUGGCGACAGUUUUAUACGCUUCAGAUGUUUUCCGGAUGGUGCAUUGUAUUCGCCGUCAGCAGCACUUGUAGAAAUUGGUUCCACACGGUCGUUUGAUGAUUCGGAUUCGACAUCGAAAUGCAAUUCCUGGAGCGUUCAUUCAGCUUUACUAGAUGGCGUUGGCUGUUCACGAAGAUCUGUUUUAGAGCCCGAACUGCGACUUGACAUUUCUGUUACGCAGCUCGACAAACGAUUGAGAACGAAAAAUUUUUUUAUGGGAUCUGUACUCGAAGUUUAUAGGUUUAUUCGGUUUCGUUUAAUUAACUUAAACGAUGAGAGACUUGUUGGUGAAGCUGAAGUAUUGUUUUCACAGAUGGUUAACGAUGCUAAACUUACACUGAAACUCUACUCUCGAGAUUUUAAUGGAAAUCCGCUUUUUGGUGCUUCUAAACGAUUACUGCACAGUGUAGGCACACUGCAUAUCAAUGCCUUCUUGGAUAACUCUAUGUCUUGUUCGCCAUCUCGCGGAUUCUCCAACAACGCAGAUUUUGUGGUUCGUGAUGACGACGAAAUUAAAGAAUCCAGUAACGUUAUGUUGGCCAGCGGGUGA